This is a messenger RNA of Nicotiana tabacum (common tobacco), 892 nucleotides long. Lineage: Eukaryota; Viridiplantae; Streptophyta; Magnoliopsida; Solanales; Solanaceae. The record is from RefSeq and is a predicted model, not a curated record.
GGAGUCACUAUCAUUUACAGGGCAAUCUUUACACCAAAAAAGAAAAAGUACUAAAAAGUUCAUUUUGAUUUUCUGAAUGGAGUUGCUAACAUCCUCAAAACAUCUGGAGUUCCUCUCGUUCCAGACUGACCACCAAAUGUAGGCUGGGAUCUUCUGCCACCAUUUCUUCUGUCUGACUCCACCUGUCACACCAGCCCAACAUCUCAAGAGGUCGGAUGUAUCUUUUGGCAUGACCCAGUUCAUUCUGACAAUACUUAGAAACAUGUGCCACAGUUGAGAGGUAACAACACAGUGAAGAAACAGGUGGGAGUUGUCUUCUGCUUCCCUUCCACAGAGAUAGCAUCUGGAGGCUACUCCUGAUAUGGCAGUAACCCUUCUAGAGAUAGCAAGAAUUUUUGCCACCAAAGUUCCUGGAAAGAUAGAUGCAGAUGUGCUACAACUGCUAUGGAAAACUUGUCUAGUUGGAGCUGGUCCUGAUGGAAAACACACUGCAUUGGAAGCAGUCACUAUAGUUCUGGAUUUGCCUCCUCCACAACCUGGCUCACUGUCUGGACUUACCUCAGUUGAUAGCGUAUCUGCCUCCGAUCCAAAAUCAGCCCUGGCAUUGCAGAGAAUGGUCCAAGCAGCAGUCUGGUUCCUUGGAGAAAAUGCAAAUUAUGCUGCCUCUGAGUAUGCUUGGGAGUCAGCUACCCCUCCAGGCACAGCAUUGAUGAUGUUAGAUGCAGAUAAAAUGGUUGCUGCUGCCAGUUCUCGUAAUCCUACUCUCUCUGGUGCUCUGACUCGACUUCAACGGUGUGCUUUUAAUGGUAGCUGGGAGGUAGAAGUUUUAAGCUCUUUAAUCGUUCCUUUUGCGAACAAAUUUUUUGGCAAGCUUUGAUUUAUUUCAUACAUG